Molecule: messenger RNA, 837 nt
Organism: Corylus avellana
Lineage: Eukaryota; Viridiplantae; Streptophyta; Magnoliopsida; Fagales; Betulaceae
Product: Nucleic acid-binding, OB-fold-like protein
Biological process (GO): mitotic G2/M transition checkpoint; double-strand break repair via homologous recombination; response to ionizing radiation
Cellular component (GO): SOSS complex
Molecular function (GO): DNA binding
Source: RefSeq, a predicted model, not a curated record
AUGAGGCCACAUCACCCAAUUUUUUUUCUUUUUCCCUCCGCAACACACCGUCGGUGCACACAGUUCUCUCCCUUUCUCCCUCUCGCCCUCGCUCUCCCUCUCAAACGCUCUCUCUCUCUCUCUCUCUCAGACGCUCGCUCAAUCUAUCCCUCUCUGAGCACUCUCCAUCUCUGGUUUGGGUCCAGCGUUAAGAUCUCUCUCAAAGCCGAUACUGCUACUAAGCAAGAUAUGCUCUCUCUUCUUCAAGAUAUUGUGCCUGCAGCCGGGAACAACAUAAAUACACAGUUCAUAGUUUUGAACAAAGGCAAGAAAACAUUAGAGGGCCAAAAUAAGACAUGUUUGGCACUUGUUGCUGACGAGACAGCUGCAGUUCACUUUCAGCUCUGGGGAGAUGAGUGUGAGGCCUUUGAGCCGGGUGAUAUUAUCCGUCUCACCGGCGGAAUAUUUUCUUGCAACCGGAAAAAUUGGUUGCUGAGGGCAGGCAAGAGAGGGAAGGUAGAGAAGGUGGGAGAAUUCACAAUGGCCUAUGUUGAGACACCCAACAUGAGUGAGAUCGACUGGAUUCAUGACCCAAGUAAGUCCAAGUUUGUGAAGAAGGCUGUCAUUUCUCCUCAUUCACGCAUUUUUCCUCCAAUACCUUAAAACUGUUGUGCCUUUUGCUUUCAUGUAAUAGUCCACCAAAAAGCUCAGACUUCUCAUGCCUUUGAGCAAUAUAUCUAUGAUGUAUUGUAGAAUUCGACCCGCUCGUGUUCCUUGUUCUUAUGCUCUAAAUUUAGUUAAUCAAAGAUGAUGUGAUUGUCAUAUCAGUUUAUGCAAAUGAAGAAAUGCUUCCAACCA